AAACAAAAAACCGUUAGAGGUGGUGGGAACUAAAAAACUCCGUGACAUCGCACGGACUGUUUAAGGUGGCGGACAGCUUCCUGUCCUGUGUCAGGUCAAAAUGCUGUCUCUGCGGUUGUUGCAGCGGCUAAACCCUGUUUUAUCUCAACAUGGAAACACAAGUUUGAGGAGUUUAACUUCACAGGUAGUCCAACAGAAAGAUGACAUGCUCGUAAAAAUGGAGAAUCCGUACAAAGAGCCACAGAAAGGAUGUGUCCUCUGCAACGUGAGGGUGGAUUUCAAAAAUAUACAGCUGCUGUCCCAGUUCAUCUCUCCUCACACAGGCCGGAUCUACGGCCGACACAUCACAGGUCUGUGUGGGAGAAAACAGAAGGAAAUCUCCAAGGCCAUAAAGAAAGCUCACGCUAUGGGUUUCAUGUCGGUGACUCACAAACACCCCCAGUUCAUGAAGGACCCCAACAUCUGCAGCAUCAGACAGAUGGCUUAGUGGAUCAGUGUUUCAUCGUGUGUUUAUUAAAGUCUGUCAGCUCUGA
Molecule: messenger RNA, 533 nt
Organism: Lates calcarifer (barramundi perch)
Lineage: Eukaryota; Metazoa; Chordata; Actinopteri; Centropomidae
Gene: mrps18c
Product: mitochondrial ribosomal protein S18C
Exons: 6
Coding region: 101-487 (128 amino acids)
Biological process (GO): mitochondrial translation
Cellular component (GO): mitochondrial small ribosomal subunit; ribosome
Molecular function (GO): small ribosomal subunit rRNA binding; structural constituent of ribosome
Source: RefSeq, a predicted model, not a curated record